UUCUACACACAUGGGAGGAUUGUGCUCAAAAGCGAAAGAAAAGGCAGAGACAAAGACCAAAGGAAAAGAACCAAAUCACCCGGUGAACACGCCUCCAGAUCCGCAUCCCUCAACAUACGGCUCUAGACUAGACGCAGCAGAGGAAGGACAAAGCGAAGGAAAGAUGUCUACCAAGGAAUUCGUCGACAGCAAGAUCAAGAACGGCAAGGUCGUCGUGUGGUCGAAGUCAUACUGCCCCUACUGCAAGAAGGCGAAGGAUGCGCUUUUCUCUCUUCUGCCCAAAGAUGCCGUGGAUGUAGAAGAGUUGGACCAGCGCUCAGACGGCGACGAGAUCCAGGACUAUUUACAGCAGCUGACUGGGGGCCGCUCAGUGCCGCGUGUAUUCAUUGGGGGCAAGUUCAUUGGAGGCGGCGAUGACACAGUCAGGAUGAAGAAAUCUGGCGAGCUGCAGGCGAAGCUGGCCGACGUUGGAGCCAUGGCAGCCUGAGCAGUGAUGAAGCUCUGAGGGGAUGAAUAGAUGAAUAGCUGGAGGGGGCAGCAACAAAGGGGAGGUAGUUUUUGGAGCCUGGCUGCAUGCUGUUUGGGUUCUAAGCUGGCAACAUGCUGCUGAAGUUUUGUGCCGAUGUAAAAAUGUAAGAAUUACUGGCC
Coccomyxa subellipsoidea C-169 is the source of this 648-nucleotide messenger RNA. Its product is annotated as glutaredoxin. Gene Ontology annotation, cellular component: cytoplasm. The transcript is spliced from 3 exons. NCBI's taxonomy places the organism in Eukaryota, Viridiplantae, Chlorophyta, Trebouxiophyceae, Coccomyxaceae. The coding region runs from base 164 to 487 and encodes 107 amino acids. Gene Ontology annotation, biological process: cellular response to oxidative stress. The record is from RefSeq and is a predicted model, not a curated record. Gene Ontology annotation, molecular function: glutathione disulfide oxidoreductase activity.